AUGCCUUACCCUGAAGAAGCUGAGGGUUUCCAGGUGGACAGCCCGGCCACCUACACCACCUUCCACAAGCGGUUUUUCAAACUCAAGCCAUUCGGCGACUAUGAUGUGGACGUCAAGAUCGAAGCUUGCGGUGUUUGCGGAAGCGACGUGCACACCAUCAGCGGCGGCUGGGGUGAUCAGAAAUUCCCUCUCUGCGUGGGCCACGAAAUCAUCGGUCGCGCCAUCCGGGUCGGUCCCAAGGUCACGCUGAUCAAGGAGGGCCAGCGCGUGGGCGUGGGCGCGCAGUCGUACUCGUGCGGCGAGUGCAAGCAGUGCAAGAACGACAACGAGACGUACUGCCCGCACCUGAUGAUCGACACGUACGGGGCGGAGUGGCCGGACACGGGCAUCGUCAGCCAGGGCGGAUACUCGUCGCACGUGCGCACCCACGAGCACUGGGUGUUCCCGAUCCCCGAGCAGCUGGAGACCAACCUAGUGGCGCCGAUGUUGUGUGCGGGACUGACGGCGUACUCGCCGCUGGUGCGCAACGGCUGCGGCCCCGGCAAGAAGGUCGGCAUCGUCGGACUGGGCGGGAUCGGCCACUUUGGCGUCAUGUUCGCCAAGGCGCUCGGGGCGGAGACGUGGGCGAUCUCACGGUCGCGGGCGAAGGAGGCCGAUGCGCGCAAGCUGGGCGCAGACGGAUACAUUGCGACGGCGGAGGAGGGCUGGGAGAAGGAGCACCUGUGCUCGUUUGAUCUGAUCAUCAACUGUGCCAAUUCAUCCAAGGGCUUCGACCUGGCCAAGUACCUGUCGAUGAUGGAUGUGCAUGGUCGGUGGAUCAGUGUCGGUCUGCCCGAGGAGGAGGGCCAGGUCAUCAAGGCGCAGAACCUGAUUUCGAACGGAGUGUUGAUCGGCGCCAGUCACUUGGGUAGCCGACGCGAGAUGCUGGCGAUGCUCCAGCUGGCGGCGGACAAAGGGUUGAAGGGAUGGGUGGAGGAGUUACAGAUUGGGGAGGAGGGCUUGAAGGAAGCAAUGGAGCGCAUGAAGAAGGGUGAUGUGCACUAUCGGUUCACGUUGACGGGGUAUGAUAAGGUGUUUGGUUAG
Messenger RNA from Aspergillus terreus NIH2624, 1083 nucleotides. Its product is annotated as NAD(P)-dependent alcohol dehydrogenase. Gene Ontology annotation, molecular function: alcohol dehydrogenase (NADP+) activity; zinc ion binding. Bases 1 to 1083 code for a protein of 360 amino acids. Gene Ontology annotation, biological process: alcohol metabolic process. The record is from RefSeq and is a predicted model, not a curated record. NCBI's taxonomy places the organism in Eukaryota, Fungi, Ascomycota, Eurotiomycetes, Eurotiales, Aspergillaceae. The transcript has 4 exons.